AAUCGAGGAGAGGGGGGACGGACAGUCAGGAUGGGGUCCAGCUGAGGGCCCUGGGCUCCCCAUUGAUGCUCUAUUCAGGCUGAGUGUCCCGGAAUCUUAGAACCUGGAUUUGUGUGAGCUGCGGUGGUUCCCAGACCUGGAGGGUCCCUCCGGCAGGCCCGUGGUGCCCCCGUUUUGCACCAGGACCCCCCCUCGGAUGCUCUGAGCCACCCUCCUCAACCCGGAUCUAAAACCCGGGACACAGCUCUCAGGCCAGCCUCUCUCUCCACCCCAACCCCCCUUUCUGGCGUCCAUCCCCUCCCCAACACCACCUUUGCUGCUGCCUCUGGCUGUGGACCUGCACCUCUUCCCCAUCCCCUCCAGGCCCAGGGAGCAGGGGGAACCUGGAUGAGAGCCCCCUCAACCUGGGGCUCUCCCAGGCCAUGGCCCAAGUGCUCCCAGGGAGGAGCCCCGGACCCUGAGCAUCUGCUAGAGGCUUGGCAGAGGCUCCGCGGGGACCGUGUCUUCUGAGGACAAAAGGCGGCGGCCAGCAGGCAGACAGGGGGGGUGGGGGGUGGCGGAGGGACCGGCAGCCAGACGGGCAGACGGGUAGCAGGGGCCAGCGCUGGCCCCCUCCCAGCUUGGCGGUGGCAUGAAGAUGGGGGUGGGAGUGUGUAGUGGGGGAAGCACCUGCCCGGACCCCCACCUGCCAGCUAGCUGGGCACCCCAAGGCUGUGUGCUGCCCACCUGGUGUUCCCUAACACCCCCAGCCCUGCUCAGUGCACCCCUCCGGUGCCUGCUUCCCCUGAUGUCUGCGAUUUAGACCAGCCCAGCUGUAUCCACGGCAACAGAAGCAGGAGUGUCACUGGCCGCCAGAUCACGGAGGGUCCCACAAUGUGGCCUGGGAUGUGAUUUAUCCUGGGUGAGACAGCUUGAGCUCCCUCCCUGGAUUCCAAGACAGCCCUGCUGAAAGGAGCCCAGGUAGUAGACUUUUGCUCACUCACCACCGAAGAUAUUGCUGCGAUUCCAAGAUAGGGGGAGGAAGCCACACUGUAGGGCUAAAAGGAAGGGAAAAGAGCCACAUCAACAUCCCUGCCCCACAGACCCAUCAACAUAGCAAACAGGUGCAGCCCAGCAGGACAACUGAUGGAGUCCCCCAGAGCCCAUCGAGUACCGGGCUGGCUGACUCCAUAGGGUUGGGAGCACCCCCUGCCCUUCAUUAUGGCCAACACCACUGGAGAGCCCGAGGAGGUGAGCGGUGCUCUGUCCCCACCAUCAGCAUCGGCGUAUGUCAAGCUGGUGCUGCUGGGACUGAUCAUGUGCGUGAGCCUGGCGGGCAACGCCAUCUUGUCCCUGCUGGUGCUCAAGGAGCGUGCCCUGCACAAGGCUCCUUACUACUUUCUCCUGGACCUGUGCCUGGCCGACGGCAUCCGCUCUGCCGUCUGCUUUCCCUUUGUGCUGGCUUCUGUGCGCCACGGCUCCUCAUGGACCUUCAGUGCGCUCAGCUGCAAGAUUGUGGCCUUUAUGGCUGUGCUCUUUUGCUUCCAUGCGGCCUUCAUGCUGUUCUGCAUCAGCGUCACCCGCUACAUGGCCAUCGCCCACCACCGCUUCUAUGCCAAACGCAUGACACUCUGGACAUGUGCAGCCGUCAUCUGCAUGGCCUGGACCCUGUCUGUGGCCAUGGCCUUCCCACCCGUCUUCGACGUGGGCACCUACAAGUUUAUCCGUGAGGAGGACCAGUGCAUCUUUGAGCAUCGUUACUUCAAGGCCAAUGACACGCUGGGUUUCAUGCUUAUGUUGGCCGUGCUCAUGGCAGCCACACAUGCUGUCUAUGGCAAACUGCUCCUCUUUGAGUAUCGUCACCGCAAGAUGAAGCCAGUGCAGAUGGUGCCAGCCAUUAGCCAGAACUGGACAUUCCAUGGCCCUGGGGCCACCGGCCAGGCUGCUGCCAACUGGAUCGCUGGCUUUGGCCGUGGGCCCAUGCCACCAACCCUGCUGGGUAUCCGGCAGAAUGGGCAUGCAGCCAGCCGGCGGCUGCUGGGCAUGGACGAGGUCAAGGGUGAGAAGCAGCUGGGCCGCAUGUUCUACGCGAUCACACUGCUCUUCUUGCUCCUCUGGUCACCUUACAUCGUGGCCUGCUACUGGCGAGUGUUUGUUAAAGCCUGCGCUGUGCCCCACCGUUACCUGGCCACUGCUGUUUGGAUGAGCUUCGCCCAGGCUGCCGUCAACCCGAUCGUCUGCUUCCUGCUCAACAAGGACCUCAAGAAGUGCCUGAGGACUCACGCCCCCUGCUGGGGCACAGGAGGUGCCCCAGCUCCCAGAGAACCCUACUGUGUCAUGUGAAGCAGGCUGAUAGGCAGACAGACAGGGUGAAGGUCAUGGCCACCAUGAUGGGGCUAACAGAAAGGGAGGGGUAGGGCCCCAUGCAGGAGCCUUUCUUUCUGAGCUCCAGCCCCAGCCCCUCAAACCACCCGGAAUCUAGGCACCUUUGCCAACACCUCCCCAGGGGUGGGGGACUGGGAAAGAGGUGUUUCUAGUUCUAGGGCCUGUCUCUGCUGCCGCCUUUUCCACUUCUACAAUCUCUUUCCUCUCUCUCUCAUUCUCUCUCUCUCUCUCUCUCUCUCUCUCUCUCUCUCUCUCUCUGAAAAAGAAAACAAAA
This is a messenger RNA of Myotis daubentonii (Daubenton's bat), 2638 nucleotides long. It is a transcript of the gene GPR173, whose product is annotated as G protein-coupled receptor 173. Lineage: Eukaryota; Metazoa; Chordata; Mammalia; Chiroptera; Vespertilionidae. The record is from RefSeq and is a predicted model, not a curated record. Gene Ontology annotation, molecular function: gonadotropin-releasing hormone receptor activity. Gene Ontology annotation, biological process: G protein-coupled receptor signaling pathway. Gene Ontology annotation, cellular component: plasma membrane.